AGAGAGUAAAUCAAAAUGCUGAGCAGGUUCAUUGGCGUUUCAGCAGCAACUAUCAUCAGCGGUAGAUCUGGCAGCAUUCUGUCCAGAACUCUCUAUAAGUCGGGAGGCAAGAACCACACACAGACCAUGUCGACGGGCAAGGCUUACAAGGUGCUGAUUACCCAUCCCGAGGUGCCGCAGGAGGGCAUCGAUCUGCUCAAAGAGAACUGCGAGCUCAUCCAAGUCCAGAGUCUGCCCACCAACCGGGCCGAGCUGCUGCAAAAGAUCAGGGGCGUUGACGGUGUGCUCUGGGGCGGACAUGAAGCUCUCAAUGCCGAGGUCCUGGAUGCUGCCGGUCCUCAACUGAAGUCCAUCUCCACCAUGUCCGCUGGCAUCGACUAUGUGGAUGUGCCAGAGGUGAAGAAGCGCAAGAUUCCCCUGGGACACACACCAACGGUUCUGAACACGGCUGUGGCUGAUCUGGCCGUGGGUCUGCUGAUCGCCGCAGGACGUCGCUUCCACGAGGGUCGCAGGAAGAUCGAAACCGACAACUGGGAGAACUAUCAUCUCAACUGGAUGCUGGGCCAGGACAUCCGUGACUCCAUAGUUGGUUUCUACGGUUUCGGCGGCAUUGGUCAGGCCAUUGCCAAGCGUUUGUCCGGCUUCGACAUCGACCAAGUGCUCUACACCACUCGACGACGCGUGCACAAGGAGAUUGAGCAGGAGUUGAAUGCCAAGAAGGUCGACUUUGACACCCUACUGGCCCAGAGCGACUUUGUGGUCAUUGCCUCUCCCCUGACAGCGGACACGCAGGGCGUGUUCAAUACCACAGCCUUCAACAAGAUGAAGGAGACUGCAGUUCUGGUCAACAUUGGACGCGGCAAAAUCGUCAAUCAGGAUGAUCUUUAUGAGGCUCUGAAGUCGAACAAGAUCUUUGCCGCUGGCCUGGAUGUCACAGAUCCCGAGCCAUUGUCUGCCAAAGACAAACUGCUGUCUCUCGACAAUGUUGUUGUCCUGCCCCACAUUGGCUCUGCCACGAAGCGCACCCGUGCCGAGAUGGCCACCAUUGCCGCCCACAAUGUGCUUCGCGGAUUGGUCGGAGAGCCCAUGCUGUCGCCCGCCUACUAGGAAAUGCAAAUGUCCCUGCACCGGGAAUCAGAGUGGAAUAAACUUUGAUUAUUGUGUGGGGGAAAACGAAGCCAGUGGAGCGUAAAAGGUUGCUCAUGGCAAGGCCAUGGUUCCAGAUGUGAAAAUAAAAAUGCUAUAAUUAAAACAACUAA
Molecule: messenger RNA, 1259 nt
Organism: Drosophila guanche
Lineage: Eukaryota; Metazoa; Arthropoda; Insecta; Diptera; Drosophilidae
Product: glyoxylate reductase/hydroxypyruvate reductase-like
Exons: 5
Coding region: 16-1107 (363 amino acids)
Cellular component (GO): cytosol
Molecular function (GO): NAD binding; hydroxypyruvate reductase (NADH) activity; glyoxylate reductase (NADPH) activity
Source: RefSeq, a predicted model, not a curated record